Molecule: messenger RNA, 1841 nt
Organism: Brachypodium distachyon (stiff brome)
Lineage: Eukaryota; Viridiplantae; Streptophyta; Magnoliopsida; Poales; Poaceae
Product: probable serine/threonine-protein kinase PBL16
Exons: 5
Coding region: 458-1582 (374 amino acids)
Biological process (GO): protein phosphorylation
Molecular function (GO): ATP binding; protein kinase activity
Source: RefSeq, a predicted model, not a curated record
ACUGCCCUUUUGAUUGCUCUUCUUUCCUUCCUGCUGCUGGCUGCUGCUGUUGGAGAAGUAGCAGUACCAAGUACCAACCCCCCUCUUUCUCUAUCUAUCUCCUUCCUCUUCCGUUUCUGAACCAACUUGGAACUCUCUCUCCUCCGCUUUGGCUCCUUCCCUUUUUUGUUCGCGACCAAGGCUGGUUUGAGCGUCGUCCUGAUCCACGUCAACUCUUGAGCGCCGCAUAUAGAGACAGAGUGAUCGUCUUCUUCCUUUCCUAUCAGGAUAUUCGCUCUUGCUGUGGUCCAAAGAAGAGCAGAGAACUUGCAGAGCUUCUCAUCAAUCGAUCUCUGCACUCUUUAAUUCCCCCUGUGCCUUCUUCUUCUUCUUCUUCUUCUUCUUCUUCUUCUUCUUCUUCUUCUUCUGGGUGUUGUUGGUGGCAUAUAUAGAAGAGUGGGAAUAAAGGCUGUUUCUAAUGGGUAACUGCUGGUUUGGGGGGAGCUCCUACAUUAACAGAGUCUCCUCGACUGUGAAGUCAGAGACUCCAAAGAUCCAGAGCCCAUCGGAGAGGGACCGGAGCGGGGAGAGCAAGCUGCCGUCGAACGCGAGGGAGGUGGAGGCCAUGCGGCUGGACUCGGCGGCGCGGAACCCGCUAACGGCCUUCUCCUUCGAUGAGCUCAGGAAGGUAACCGACGGGUUCCGGCGGGACUCGCUGAUCGGCGGCGGUGGCUUCGGCAGGGUGUACAAGGGUGCCGUCGUCGCGGCCACGGGCGAGCGCCUGCAGGUCGCCGUCAAGGUGCACGACGGGGACAACAGCUUCCAGGGCCACAGGGAGUGGCUGGCGGAGGUGAUCUUCUUGGGGCACCUGUCGCACCCGAACCUGGUGAAGCUGGUAGGGUACUGCUGCGAGGGCGACCACCGGGUGCUCGUCUACGAGUACAUGCCGCUCGGCAGCGUCGAGUCGCACCUCUUCUCCCGGGUGAUGGCGCCGCUGCCGUGGGCGACGCGGAUGAAGAUCGCGCUGGGCGCGGCCCGUGGGCUGGCGUUCCUCCACGAGGCCGAGAAGCCCGUCAUCUACCGGGACUUCAAGACCUCCAACAUCCUCCUGGACGCCGACUUCAACGCCAAGCUCUCCGACUUCGGCCUCGCCAAGGACGGGCCCGUCGGGGACAAGUCCCACGUCUCCACGCGCAUCAUGGGCACCUACGGCUACGCCGCUCCGGAGUACAUCCUCACAGGACACCUGACGGCGAUGAGCGACGUGUACAGCUACGGGGUGGUGCUGCUGGAGCUGCUGACGGGCCGCAAGUCGCUGGACAAGUCCCGGCCCGUGCGCGAGCAGACGCUGGCGGACUGGGCGCUGCCGAUGCUGACGCACAAGAAGAAGGUGAUGGGGAUCGUGGACCCGAGGAUGGGAGCAGACCAGGAUUGCCCCGCCAGGUCCGUGCAGAAGGCCGCCAUGCUCGCAUACCACUGCCUCAGCAGCAACCCCAAGGCGCGGCCGCUCAUGCGAGACAUCGUCGCCUCCCUCGAGCCGCUGCAGCACCCACCGCUCGUCGCCGCUGCUGUUUCUGCCGACGUCGACUCGCUCUCCGCCUGACUGAUCGACCCUGUAGGAUCGGAUCGGCUCUGACGAUUGUGUGUGGACGCAAGCUGGAGUUCAUGUGCAAAUAUGUGAUAAUUGGCGUAGUGUAGCAGGCAGGUAUAGCGUUCUUGGUCUUGUCAUUGACUGUCCGGGUUGUGGGUCUCUGCUUGCUUGGUUCACUCAUGAAAGAUUGAUCCCCGUAAACAGACAGACCUGUAGAAAGUAAAGUAAAACGAUUUUGAUAUUGAGAAGUUACAUGUUUUUUAGUUGAAAA